GGACGGCUGCACGAAAGAGCUGCGCGGCCCUUUGGCUGCCCGGACGUCAGCUGAGCACGUCCCCCACGUCCUCCUAGCCACUUACUAUUUAUUCAUUUCCCAAAGAGGCAACCAGGAACCCAAGCUUAGAACUUUUUUUUUUUUUUUACCCCUAAUGGGAGACGGGGCUAGGUCCCAUCCAACGCAGUUUAAUUUUCAUGGGGCUCUGGGAUCAAAAGAACAGAAACGGCAACAAAAGCCCAGCCGCUGUCUGAUUUAAAACUGGCAAAGUGGGAAAAAUAGUGUUGAGUAAACAGACCGAGUUGGAUAUGGGAAAUUUCAGAGGUCACGCCCUCCCCGGGGCCUUCUUCAUUAUCAUGGGUAUUUGGUGGACUACAAAGUGUGUUCUGAAAUAUGCCUGCAAAAAGCACAAGCAGACUUCCUACCUUGGUGCCAAAGCGUUAUUCUGUCGAAUAGAAAUUUUGGAGGGAAUCAUAUUAGUUGGCAUGGCUUUAACUGGCAUGCUUGGGGAACAGUUUUUCCUUGGAGGGCCCCAUCUGACCUUAUAUGACUAUAAAGAGGGCCAGUGGAUUGAACUCCUGAGAUGGCAUCAUUUUACUAUGUAUUUUUUCUUUGGCCUGUUGGGUGUGACAAACAUCUUAUGUUUCACCGUCAGUUCACUUCCUGUCUCCUUAACCAAGUUAAUGUUGUCUAAUGCCUUAUUUGUGGAGGCUUUUAUCUUCUACAACCACACUCAUGGCCGGGAAAUGCUGGACAUCUUUGUGCACCAACUGCUGGUCUUGGCAAUCUUUUUGGCAGGCCUGAUUGCCUUCAUGGAACUCCUCAUACGGACCAAUAUAACUGUGGAGCUUCUGCGGACAAGCUUUGUCUUCCUCCAAGGGAGUUGGUUCUGGCAGAUUGGGUUUGUCCUUUAUCCCCCCAGUGGAGGUCCUGCAUGGGAUUCAGUGGAUCAUGACAACAUUAUGUUUCUCACCAUGUGCUUUUGUUGGCAUUAUGCAUUAACCUUUAUCAUCAUUGGAGUACUUUAUGCCUUUGUUACCUGGUUGGUUAAAUCUCGACUUAAAAGGUUCUGCCCCUCAGAAGUUGGACUCUUGAAAAGUGCUGACCGAGAGCAAGAAUCAGAAGAAGAGAUGUGAUUUCAAUGGGCAAUCCAGUCUUUCUAGAUGAACUUUUUUGCAUUGUUUUUGACCUAUUUUGUUUGGAGAACAACCAAAUGGGGAUGAUUAUUGGUGUACUUUUUGCAUAUCCAAUUUUGUUAAAAUAAUUGCAUUUAAAUAUUUUAUUUUUAGUUUGAAAAUACUUGGGAUGGUAAAUUCAUUUUGCACGUCAAUCAUGGUAUUUGGGGUGUAGAGUGACACUUCCAAGGUUGUCUAAAAUUUGAUUCCCUUGCUAUGAAAAGUGUUUCUUUAAUUUUGCCUUAUAGAAAUGCUAAAGGUUCCUGGGCUUCCUACCUUUUGUAAAUGGUUAUACAUGGAAUUAUACUUGUUCAUCUUGUUGCUGCAAUGCAAAAUAAAAGAGUACAUUAAACUUG
Messenger RNA from Manis pentadactyla (Chinese pangolin), 1531 nucleotides. It is a transcript of the gene TMEM45A, whose product is annotated as transmembrane protein 45A. The transcript is spliced from 6 exons. Lineage: Eukaryota; Metazoa; Chordata; Mammalia; Pholidota; Manidae. The coding region runs from base 309 to 1136 and encodes 275 amino acids. The record is from RefSeq and is a predicted model, not a curated record.